AUGGCUUUUGUCGCACCAGCAGUCCGCUGGCCAGACGCAGUAGCAUCACACCUCCCUCAACCACUCAAAGACUCGGGCAUUCCUCCUCAAUACUUUGUCAUCGUCCCUGCAACUCUUCUCGCCGUUCUACUCACCUACACUCUCACCAAGACUUCUUCUGCUGUUCAGAGUGCUCCUCACCUCGCAUCCUCUCUCAACCACACGGAGUAUAUCACAAAACGAUCGAAGGGGAGAUCAUCAACUGUAGUGCUGGUGGGAUUGAGCGACACGGGUAAAACUUCUCUCUUCUCUUCAUUGGUUUAUCAGACUACGCCUGCGACACUUUCUUCGCAGAAGCCCUCACAAGGUCUGAUCACUCCUUCUGCACUCGACAAGGAUGGUGGGAGUCUGAAGCCGGUUACGAUAGUCGACCUUCCCGGUCACCCUCGUUUGAGGCCACUGGCGGAGGAGCAGCUGCACCAAGCAGACGGACUAGUUAUCUGCAUUGACGCUGUGAUGGCAUCCAAAGCCUCCACCAACUCCACCAGCACUCGACUCGGAGAAGGGGAGAGUAUCACCGACGUAGCCGACCUUCUCCACUCCACGCUCACUUGCCUUGCAAAGCAACGCGCUCGAUCCACCUCUUCGCUCGCCCCACCCUCCGUGCUUGUCCUAUUCACACGCGCCGACCUCUCCCCUCUCCUCGGAGGAUCAGCAGCCGGCACUGACCCCACAAAAGACGAGAAACGUCGCGCACAACUCCUCUCACGCUGCCAAACCACUCUUGAAUCCGAAUUGGGCCAACGUAGGGCUAAUAUGGGUCUCAACCGUCGUCGUACAGGAAACGUAAAGAUUGCUGGCUUGGGGAAAGUUGCAGAUGCUGAUCCAGGUUGCGCAGGUGCAAGUGCAAGGGGUGUCUUUGGCUGGAUCAAGCGCGCAUUGGGGCUGCAGAAUGCGGGAGGGAGUGUCUCAGCGGAGACUGAAGGGGGCGAUGAGGAGGAAGAGGAAGAUGAGGUGGUGGAUUAUAUUGAUUGGGCUGCUUCUCAACGUGCAUUAGAGGGUGAGAAUGGAGGUGGGGGAGGAUUCAGUCUGGAAAAGUUGGAUGAUCAUGUAGUUUGGGGUGGAAAGAUGGAGUUUGCGUUGGCCAGUGUGGGGAAGAGUAGGAGCUGGGAUGGGAAAGACGGCGAAGAGAAGGUGGAUCCCAUUGGAGGUCUGGGUGCGUUCAAGGAAUGGAUUGUUGAGCUGCAAAGCUGA
Ustilago hordei is the source of this 1233-nucleotide messenger RNA. Its product is annotated as related to SRP102 ### signal recognition particle receptor beta subunit. Bases 1 to 1233 code for a protein of 410 amino acids. The record is from RefSeq and is a predicted model, not a curated record. The transcript has a single exon. Lineage: Eukaryota; Fungi; Basidiomycota; Ustilaginomycetes; Ustilaginales; Ustilaginaceae.